AUGAAUAACAAGCGCCCUGAGGGUGCAUCCACAGAUGGUGUUCAGUAUCUAGGAGACAUGUCUAGUUUUCAAUUCUUUUCAAACAAGAUCAAAUUAGAUAACAACAAAGAUCCAAAAUGGGGUCGCCAUCUUAUCCGUAAGUUUGGCAAACAAGUCGUGUUGGUAGAAGACGACAAAGAAGACAAAGAAGACAAGCAGACUGAAAUACCAAAGCAACAAUUAUUACCUUAUGUCAAAUCCAUUCAUUAUUGGAUUUAUUCAGUCACUGGUGUAGAUCGACACACAAGUGAUCGCUUGCUUAAAAUUUAUUUUGCCAAUAUUCACCCUGUCUUGCCCGUUGUGAACAAAACUCGGUUUUUAAAACAGUACCGAGAUUUAGCAGACACUUAUCCGCCUUCUGAUCUAUUGAAUGCCAUGUUUGGUGCUGCAGCGCGGUUUGUAGAAUGCGAAGCUUUAUUGCAUAAAUCAAAAUCAAAUCGACCGGACGCUGUAUGGGAUGUGCCUAUUGGUUGGUCAGAUCAGUUUUUUGAACAAGCACAGACCAUCAUUACUGCCUCUGCAGCUACACCCAUGAUAUCCAAAGUGCAAGCUAUAAUCUUGAUCCAUAAUCACAGUGGUAACUUGGACUCAAAGUCGUCUGCCUGUUGGUUAUUGGGUGGUAUGGCUAUCCGAUUAGCUCAAGGCUUAGGUCUUAACCGAGAUUGUGAAGAAUGGGAUAUUCCAGAAAGUGAAAAGCAAACAAGAAAAAGGAUUUGGUGGUCUUUGUAUGUAGCAGAUCGAUUCCAUUCUGCUUCUUUAGGUAGGCCUAUCAGUAUUCGAGAUGAAGACAACGAUGUAGGCUAUCCUGAUUCUACUGCAAGUUGGACAGAAGUGUUAGACGAACCUGAUGAAGAAGAAGGAAAAGACGAUUUGCCUCGUUUCCCUUCUGCUAUGUGUAGACCAAAGCAAAUUGAAGGGCGUGUAGGCAUUUAUCAAUUGUUUAUCGAACUAGUUAAAUUAUCAGAAAUUUUGGGUAAAAUCUUGCAAGGCUUAUAUACACCAAAAGCAAAGAAAUUAGGUCUUGAACAAGGUAGUGAUACUAUUGUGACUCAAUUAGAUCAUCAAUUGACUGAGUGGCGAUUUGGGUUUCCUAAAGCACUUCAAAAAGCCAAUUUUGAAGAUUUUGAUGAAGACAAAGGCUAUUUAGCCCCAGUUACUGCUUCUGUAUUAUUGUGUUAUUUUAGUCUGUUGAUUCUAUUGCAUCGUCCAUUUAUUGAAGCUUCUGGUCAAGGUAAAAAGGCUCGUCCUUCCUAUUCCUCGUUUAGAAUUGGUACUAGUGCAGCCACACGCGGUAUCCGCAUUGCAUCUCCAAUGACCAUUCGAGACUUUUUAAUGUUUCCUUAUUCUUUCAGUCUGUAUCCUGUCUUACAAUGCUGUCUUAUUCAUAUGUACAAUACCAAGAAUCCAGAUAUUCGCAUUUCACAGCCUGCCAAGGUAGAUUUGACGAAAGGAAUGGCCUUGAUUUCAAGAUUGAGGACCAUGUCUAGUACGGCACAGAGACUCUAUCUACUACUCAAGACUAUCAUGGACAAUAAUGAAAUUGAAGUCAGUAGUGUUGCAACCUCUGACUUCGACGAAUCAGCACGUUCUAGAAACAAUAGUAUUGAUAGUUCUGCCAUUCCUUCUCGUAUAUCUGAUGUAGGCAGAGGGACCACUAUGGUCAGAAACACACUCCCUUCAUCCUCAAAACAACAUGCCGUCUUAUCAGGCAGAACAACACCGCCCAUCAUUUCACCUAAAGAACAGCACUAUCCCAUUCGAAACUUUCACCAAUCUCUUUCUGAAGUGAUGGCACCACCCAAUAUGGAUACAUCACUCUCUCAGUCUUCGGCACCUUCGCCUACAUCUAUUUCUGAAGCCUUUAGUCUUAAGCAGUUUGGAUUCAAUAGUACACUGGGUGAUUCCAAUCAGUUAGACUACACGCUUCAAAACAUCUCUAGUUUCUCAGACAUGAAUUCAUUCUCAUCUAUGCCCACUAUGUAUAGUUCACAACCCUUUCAUUUGCCUAUUCAAACAUCAAACGCAUUACCCAUUUUAAAUUCAUAUUCACCUUCUUCUCCUUUGCAUCCUUUACUUGAUAAUAACAAUGAAGGUCUUUUUAGAAACAACCCCAACAAUCCAUUCUUUGGCAUUCCUUCUUCUAUGGACUGGACAGAAUGGAAUGAAUACAACCAAAAUAAUCAUGGAAACAUGUCAUGGAAACCACUUUAA
Molecule: messenger RNA, 2250 nt
Organism: Gilbertella persicaria
Lineage: Eukaryota; Fungi; Mucoromycota; Mucoromycetes; Mucorales; Choanephoraceae
Product: fungal-specific transcription factor domain-containing protein
Exons: 3
Coding region: 1-2250 (749 amino acids)
Biological process (GO): DNA-templated transcription
Molecular function (GO): DNA binding; zinc ion binding
Source: RefSeq, a predicted model, not a curated record